Molecule: messenger RNA, 1107 nt
Organism: Parasteatoda tepidariorum (common house spider)
Lineage: Eukaryota; Metazoa; Arthropoda; Arachnida; Araneae; Theridiidae
Source: RefSeq, a predicted model, not a curated record
AUGCAGCAGUUCGUGCUGACAAUGUUGAAAAAGCUGCUGAAUUCUACAAUAUUAAGUCGCAAAAUAUUCAGAGAUGAGGAAGAAAUAAAAUUGGUAGAAUAUAGGUUGCAAGCCUCCAAGUACCAUUACGGAUUGACAAUAUGUGAUGCACGUGCGCUUGCAUAUGAGUAUGCUUUGGCAAACGAAAAGAACAUUCCUUUAAACUGGCAGAAUGAAAAAAAAGCUAGGAAAGAGUGGUACAUUGGAUUUAAAAGAAGGCACAGUUCUAUGUUUUCACUUCGAAAACCAGAACCAACCAGCCUUUCUCGAGCCACCAGCUUUAGAAAGGACAAUGUCAGAAGUGAAAUCUUUAAUCUAGACGAAUCAGGACUCACGACUGUCCAUGUACCACCAAGAGUUAUUGCUGGAAAAGGAGUGAAGCAGGUGGGGCAAAUGACAUCUGGAGAGCGUGGUAAACUAGUAACAAUUAUUUCGGUUGUAAAUGCCAUUGGCAACUCAGUACCACCACUUUUGAUUUUCCCUAGAAAGUUUUUUAAAUAUCAUAUGUUAAAAGGAGCACCCCCUGGUACCAUUGGGGCUGCUAAUCCUAGUGGUUGGUCAACACCUCAAAUAUUUUUGCAAUAUCUCGAACACUUCGUAAAAUAUGUUAAAAUAACAAAAUACAACAACAUCGUCUUAAUAAUUGACAACCAUAAUACACAUAUAACUAUUGAAGCCAUUAAUUUCUGCAAAGAAAAUGGAAUUAUUAUGCUCACUUUGCCACCUCACACAAGUCAUAAACUGCAGCCUUUAGAUCGUACUGUAUUCAGCUCUUUUAAAGAACAUUAUAAUAUUGCUUGUAAUCAAUGGAUGCUCACACAUGCUGGAAGGCCUAUAACAAUAUAUGAUAUAGCUGAAUGUGUAGGCAAAGCAUAUCCCCUUUCCUUUACACCAAAGAAUAUUGUUUCUGGUUUUCAAGUAACUGGAAUUUAUCCCUUUAAUCGAGAUGUAUUUGAUGACAGCGCAUUUUUAUCAGCUUUUGUCACUGAUAGACCAAUGCCAUCAACAAGUUCAUCUAUGCAAAACAGGAAUGAGUCCCUAGUAAGCGAUUCACCUGUGUCGUUUUAG